UUCCACCGCUGCCAACGGCGUCUUCCCGCCGCCGCCCCGGGGAGCGGACACGGACCCCCAGAUUCCCCGCCAGAGAAAUGUCCGCUCCACCAGCUCAGCCGCCCGCGGAAGGGGCAGAAGGGGCCGCCCCUGGUGGGGGUCCCCCCGGCCCCCCUCCCAGCUUGACCAGCAACAGACGGCUGCAGCAAAACCAGGCACAGGUGGAGGAGGUGGUGGAUAUCAUGCGUUUGAACGUGGACAAGGUCUUGGAUCGGGACCAGAGGAUUUCUGAGCUGGAUGACCGAGCCGACGCCUUGCAUGCCGGAGCAAAGCAGUUUGGGACCAAUGCUGCCAAGCUCAAAAGGAAAUACUGCUGGGAAAACUUCAAAAUGAUGAUCAUGUUGGGGGCCAUCUGCGCCAUCAUCGUGGUAGUUAUAGUAAGUAAGUAUCGCUGCGGCGGCUGCGGGGGGCACAGGGGAGACGCCCAGCCCUGCCUGCUGCUUGCCCCCCACCUGCUGUCUGGGGAGUGGGGGUGCUGUCACCCAGGUAUGGACACCCCUGGCUGGGGGGGAGGAACCGGGGAGCCCAGGAACCCCGCUGAUGGCUGUUGGGUAAGUGGUCUCCCCGCAAGGCAUUGUGGGUAGGAGCUGACCCAUGUUGAUGCAUAGAAAUGGAGAUGGGGGGGGGUCCGCUGUUUGUCCCUGGCUGAGGUCACGGGGUCAGAGGGCGAUCUGGGCGUUCCUCUCACCGAGGCCUGGGCACCUGUCAACUGGAUGUAAUUCACCCUCUUGUUGUCUUCUGUCUGUCUCUGUCUGUCUGUCUCUCCUCCAUCCGGGACUUCUUGAUUCCUGUGUCCAGUCUACUUUUGCACUUGAGAAUGUGCCCCGCCCCCUCCCCUGUUCUCCGUCUCCACGCAAGUUCAAAUCCUGCCCGCACCCCCUCCCUGCCCUGCAACUCUGGUUGCAUUCAUUGGUAUUACACACACACACACACACUAGAAAUGCUGUGGAGGCACAGGCUCGGGGUCCCUCCCCACCCUGUUCUGCUGUGCACCUGCCCGUGUCCCCCCAAAACUGAAAAGAGUGACCAGCCAGGGCAGGGGAGGGGUUGAGGCUGGGACAGGGGUGUCCCCCAAAAGGCCACUGCAGCCGGCAGGGACAGCACAGGGCGGCGAGGUUUCUCUUCUGCGCAAGUGAGCGUGGACCCGGCACCCCUGUCUUUCAGAAAGUCAAGUUGCUCUUCCUGGCCUGUCACCCCAGGAUUCUCCAGCUUGGGUCUUGGGGGGAGGGUUCUUACCACUUUUUA
Dipodomys spectabilis (banner-tailed kangaroo rat) is the source of this 1284-nucleotide messenger RNA. RefSeq names its product vesicle-associated membrane protein 1-like. Gene Ontology annotation, molecular function: SNAP receptor activity; syntaxin binding. NCBI's taxonomy places the organism in Eukaryota, Metazoa, Chordata, Mammalia, Rodentia, Heteromyidae. Bases 78 to 623 code for a protein of 181 amino acids. Gene Ontology annotation, biological process: SNARE complex assembly; vesicle fusion; vesicle-mediated transport. The record is from RefSeq and is a predicted model, not a curated record. Gene Ontology annotation, cellular component: SNARE complex; plasma membrane. The transcript is spliced from 4 exons.